Molecule: messenger RNA, 1083 nt
Organism: Cryptococcus wingfieldii CBS 7118
Lineage: Eukaryota; Fungi; Basidiomycota; Tremellomycetes; Tremellales; Cryptococcaceae
Exons: 9
Coding region: 1-1083 (360 amino acids)
Source: RefSeq, a predicted model, not a curated record
AUGGGUCUCGCCUCCAACCUCACCGUCACCUCGGGCGCCUACGGCCAGCAGCUCCAGCCUCAUGGGUACGGCGGACAGUAUCCACAACAAGAGCCCCGGGGAUACAUCGGGCCUGGUUCUCUCCAGGAAGGUCCUGCCCAAGGCCCCGGCGACAGCAACAACGCCAACACUCAAUACCUUAUGAACGUGUUGCAGCAGUGUGUUCAGGACCAAAACCUUCACGCAUUUUACAACCCUCAAGCGCUCAACAUCGUUGCCCAAGGUGUCGCCCAGUCUGGGGCCCUCAACACAAUCGCUCAAGAGUGGAAGAUUCCCAUGGAACUUGCCACGGAGAUCGUCAAGCUUGCCUUGUUCGAUGUGAUCAUCUAUGUCGAUGACUCUGGAUCCAUGGCCUACGAGGACGGUGGGGAGCGCAUCGAAGACCUCAAGCUGAUCCUCUCCCGUGUCACAUACGUCACCAGUCUCUUCGACAGCGAUGGCAUCCAAAUCAGGAUGAUGAAUUCGCAGGUUGAAGGCAACCACAUCAACUCCGAGCAGGAAGCUUUGCGUCUGGUCUCGCGAAUUCAGUUCUCUGGGCUUACUCCCCUUGGCACUUCGCUCUGGCAAAAGAUCCUUCAGCCUUUGGUCGUCGGCCCUGCGCAUCAGGGGCGUCUCAACAAGCCCGUGCUUGUCCUCUGCAUCACUGAUGGGUCUCCUGCUGGCGAGCCCAAGGGACACCUGUUCGAUGUCAUUAUCCGUGCCGACCACGAGCUCAAGCAGACUCGUUACGGUCCCGACGCCAUUUCCUACCAGUUUGCUCAGGUUGGAGACGACACGAAGGCUUCCCGUUUCCUGGCAGAGCUUGACGCCCACCCUGUCGUCGGCUCUCUUGUCGACUGCACCUCCAACUUUGAGGCCGAGCAGGAAGAAGUGCAACGCAAGACGGGGACCAUCUUGGACCCUACCAUGCGGAUCGUCAAGCUUUUGAUGGGGCCUAUCAGCUCUUCCUUUGACCUCAAGGGUGAGCACAUCCACCGGAGCCUAUACCUGGCCAGCGUUGACAACUGUUCUUCAGACGAGGCUUUCCACAAGCGAUACUACUGA